This is a messenger RNA of Trichophyton benhamiae CBS 112371, 1128 nucleotides long. RefSeq lists its product as uncharacterized. The transcript has a single exon. NCBI's taxonomy places the organism in Eukaryota, Fungi, Ascomycota, Eurotiomycetes, Onygenales, Arthrodermataceae. Bases 1 to 1128 code for a protein of 375 amino acids. The record is from RefSeq and is a predicted model, not a curated record. Gene Ontology annotation, molecular function: NAD+ binding.
AUGAGAAUCCCCUUCACGGCUCCGUUUGCAGCUCCGACGAUCCUGCCAGCCUCUGCCGCGACCGUCGCCGGUGCCAUUGACGCCCUCGCGGGCUUCCUCGCCGCGCCCUCGCCGCCGCUGCUCAGAGGCAUCGACCUCGGCCGCAACGAGCAGACCGUCCUCCUGACCGGCGCAGGCAUCUCGGUCGCCUCGGGCCUCUCAGACUACCGCGGCGAGAAGGGCACAUACCGUCGCAAGGCCGGCUACCGUCCCAUCUUCUUCCACGAGUACGUGACCCAGCAUGCGGCCAGGCAGCGCUACUGGGCCCGCAGCUUCAUCGGAUGGCCGACGAUGGGCCGCUCGAAGCCCAACAUCACCCACGACACCAUCGGCCAGCUGGGCGAGAAGGGCUACAUCAGCGCCGUCAUAACGCAGAAUGUCGACUCGCUGCACCGCCGGGCGCAUCCCGGGCUGCCCGUCGUCGAGCUGCACGGCGACCUGCGCUCCGUCGUCUGCGUCACUUGCGCCCACAGGAUACCCCGCGAGCACUUCCAGGAGACGCUGGCCGCGCUCAACCCGCCCUGGGCUGACUUCUUCUACCAGCUCGCUCGCUCGGGGGCGCUGGAGACGGACGACGUCGAGCAGCAGCGGCAGCGUGGCCUGAAGCUGAACCCGGACGGCGACGUCGACCUGCCCAACGCGCACUACUCGGACUUUCGAUACCCAGCCUGUCCCCGGUGUCUGGAGAGACGGCCGGACCCUGGGUCGACCGCCGCCGUUAUUGUCGAGGCAGACGGCGAUGGGGCGCUGGCGCCAGUGUCCAACGCUGGCAUCCUCAAGCCGGCCGUCGUCAUGUUCGGCCAGUCCGUCGACGACGAGGUCAAGCGGGCUGCCGAAGAGGCCGUCGACGAGGCCGGCAAGCUGCUCGUCCUGGGCAGCAGCCUGGCGACCUUCUCUGCCUGGCGCCUGGUCGAGCGCGCCGUCAACAGAGGCAUGGCCGUCGGCGUCUUGAACGUGGGCGGCUUCCGCAACGAAGCCCUGCUGUUUGGCAGCGUCCAGCCUCGCGCCGGCGACCUGUCCCGGGUGCGAUGCAGCCAUCCGGCAGAGGACAUCCUCCCUCACGUCGCUGCCAGGCUCGCAGCGCUGUAA